AUGGACGAGUGUUACUGCGCACUAUGUGGAGUGUCUUUUGGCAUCUUGCCAGAUCUUUAUCAUGAUCGGGUGUCUGACGAUGAUGUAGCCUGGACCGAUUUCUUUCUUUUACUCAGACAGCAUCCACAGUCUGAAAAUGCUGGCAACGCUGCUGUAUCAUCAUAUUUUCGUUCUGGUAUUGGCUGGACAAUAUCGUUGAAUAACGCACGCGCCCCCCCUCUUGGCCAUGAUGCGAGGGGAUUGGACGAUGUACAAUUGCGGACUCAAGUCAACGAUGACCAUGAUAGAGUCGCACCCUACACGAGCCGGGACACCGAGUGCGAGGUUGCCUUCCCGUUCCAUGCCGCCUGCUGGGACCUUUUCGUACAGGAAUUUGCCCUGCUGGCGAAAGGAGAUAACGUAAACCCGGAUCUAGAUGCACUAGGGCGGCUACUGUCCUCCCAGACAUUGGAAGACGAAGGUCGCGGUCUGCAUCCCGACUGGGUUGAGGACUAUGGUGGCCCAGAAAUGUUUUGGUCCGAUGGAUGGGCCGAUCAUCCAGAGCCUGAAGCCUCGAACGUGGCCGGCAUCUUGGAUUCAUACACACAACUCGAUUAUUUGGUCAUGGAUCCCUUCAAGUUAUGCGAGCAAGUCCAAGAAAUUUGCGAUGAGCCGCCGGUCCUAGUUUCUAUUCAAGGUCAGGCGUCUGUUGGCAUCAAUGGCCCUGGCAAUUGCUAUUUUUCUCGCUUCCCUAUGGAGAUACUCACUUACAUCAUCUCUUUCCUCCCGACACCAUCUGUUCAUACUUUCCGAGCUGCUUCGAGGGCCAUUGCAUGGAUCAACCUCGAUUCCACAUUCUGGCAUUCGCGGUUCCUAUUCCCAAAUGAAUUCAGCCAUGUCUUUAAACCCUCUAUCCAAAGUGUCACUAAGUCGAACCAAUCUCCCAUCGACUGGAAACGCCUCUACAAGAGAGUGUCUUCUAUUGUUGCAGAUGACGAAUAUACAAAGAACAGGCAGCGGAUAUGUAGACUGAAUCAACAGCUUCUGCUGAGGAUGAGGUCCUGUGCGGGUAUUCCCAAGGCAGUAGAGAGCAAGCGUGGCUCUUUGACACCAGUCUUCUUUUGCCGUCAAAAAAUCAAGAUUCCAGGCAUCCAAAUCACCAGUGAACAAUCUAUUCUCUUCCACCAGCUUACCCCCCCUGAACACGAUCCACCGCAUUUCAGCUCAUUUCUCUUCACUGAAGGGCCGCCCGGUACUGCGAGGGAUAGUAUUUCAUGA
This is a messenger RNA of Letharia columbiana, 1257 nucleotides long. RefSeq lists its product as uncharacterized. The transcript has 3 exons. The record is from RefSeq and is a predicted model, not a curated record. Gene Ontology annotation, molecular function: protein binding. NCBI's taxonomy places the organism in Eukaryota, Fungi, Ascomycota, Lecanoromycetes, Lecanorales, Parmeliaceae. Bases 1 to 1257 code for a protein of 418 amino acids.